UGAACAUCAGGCAACGUUGCAUGGAGAGGAGAAUUCUCAUGGACGCCCUGAUGGACAACGUAUAGGCUCGUCUCACGCCUGUCUUAGCCCGUAAGUUCGCGUCUGAAACAGGAUGCACGACGCACGUGGCCUCGCGGAGCGCGGCAUUCGUCCCUCGCUUGACCACGUAAAGUUGAAGCCCGUGGGUCGCCUCAGACAGAUGCCCGCCCCAGCGGCAGUUGCUCUGCGCUUCUUGCCCGCCAACCAUCUGCCGUCACCAGCGUCUGUUCACCGUCUGUUCACCGUCCUACUUGCUCUCUGCUUUCCACCAGCUCCCUACGACCAUGGCACCAGGACCCGCAGACGACGAUCCGCUAUCGCGAGUGCUCGCACCGCCUCCGAACGAGACUUCAGCAGACAAAGAAGCUCGCUUGCUCGCAGAAGCUGAAGCUAAACAGAUUUCUGAUGCCAUAGAUGAAGAGCUUCAGCAACAGGCUAGGAUGGACAGAAAGGGCCCUAGACCUAUGAAAAUGCUCUUGUUAGAUUUCCAGCUAUUGCACACCCCCAAGGCUUUCCACGCCGAACGUGCGUCAUGGCGAACGGUUAUUCAACUCAACGUCGUCCGGUCUAUCCGCCUCAUCCUCGAAGCCGUCGCCGAGGUCCAUGCGCUCCAGGCUCCUUCCGCCUCUUCCUCCCCCAAGUCGUCCAAUCGGUCACUUCCAGAUUCCCAGCCAUCGUCCGCGAGAUCGUCGCCAGCCGUUGACCUGCCGCACCUCACCUCAGAGCACUUGAAACUGCGACUCCGCUUGAUGCCGCUGUUCCAGGUCGAGGAACAGCUCGUCCGCAGGCUCACACAAGCGGGGACCUCUGAGCAAGAAGCUGCCCGGCUCACGCAGCUGACCAACAUGCCCGACCUCGUCGCCAGAGACAGAGAAUUUGCGGUCAACUCGCAUUUUGUCUUGAAGUCGAUGUUCAGCAGGCUUACGAGCAAGCGGAAUAGCUUGGAAACGAAUCCAGAUACUAUUGACUGGAACGAUCCAGAUGACCCAGGCCGCAUCAUUCAUGCGUGUCGCGAAGACAUGAUCAUGCUUUGGAACGACCCAGUCAUCCACGAUGUUUUGGCAUACCAAAAGUUGCGAUUGCAGGAAACGCCUGGAUUCUUCUUGGAUUCGCUGGACAGGGUGACCGAUGCCCGAUACGUACCUACAAAUGACGAUAUCCUGCGCGCCCGCCUCAAGACCCUCGGUGUCUCAGAGUACCGCUUCCAAGUCAAAGAUGAGCGUUUUCCAGGCAUAGUUUCCGGAACCCGAGAGUGGCGCAUCUAUGAUGUUGGAGGGCACAGGUCCGCGAUUCUCUUCCUAGCGCCUAUCAGCUGCUUCGAUCAAGUUCUUGAGGAAGAUCCUAUGGUCAAUCGUCUCGAGGACUCUGUUCUCCUAUGGAAAUCGAUCGUCUCUAACCCGUUGCUUAAAUAUACGAGUCUCGUGCUCUUCCUCAACAAGAUCGACAUUCUGAAGCAGAAGCUCGCCGCCGGAAUCCAACUUGGUCAUUACAUCGUAUCGUACGGGAAUCGCCCGAAUGACUAUGGGAGCACCUCAACGUAUCUGAGGCGCAAGUUCUCGCAGAUUCACAAAGAGUCCUCGCCCGAACCCCGGCCGUUCUACUGCCAUUUCACGACUGUCACUGACACCAAGGCGACUUCUCAUAUUCUUUCUGAUGUCCAAGAUACCAUCGUCCGGAAGCAGCUUCAAUCUAGUAAGCUAGUUGGUUAGCACGUUUCUUUGACGUACUGGCUACUCACGCCUGGGGGUAGUUGCACUUAUGGGUCCUGAUUUGUAAUGAUGGACUCGCUACGACGUAUUUAUGUAUGUACCCCCUAGCGUAUUCUUCAUUUAUGAAUCUU
Molecule: messenger RNA, 1879 nt
Organism: Phanerochaete carnosa HHB-10118-sp
Lineage: Eukaryota; Fungi; Basidiomycota; Agaricomycetes; Polyporales; Phanerochaetaceae
Exons: 12
Coding region: 324-1748 (474 amino acids)
Biological process (GO): adenylate cyclase-activating G protein-coupled receptor signaling pathway
Cellular component (GO): heterotrimeric G-protein complex
Molecular function (GO): GTPase activity; G-protein beta/gamma-subunit complex binding; G protein-coupled receptor binding
Source: RefSeq, a predicted model, not a curated record